AUGCCUCCUAAGCAGCGCCGGAAGCGUCAGGCGCUGCCGCAGCUGCGCAGCUUGGCGGAGCUGCCUUCACCGCUGUUGGGGCACAUCGCCGGCAGCCUAGAAGAGCCGAAAGAUCGCAACGCGCUGCGCGCGACGUGCCGCCAGCUGCGGCUUGCUGUCUGCGGCACCGCAAAAGAGGUGUUCUUCGCGCUUGACGAAGCCAAGGCAGACGGCGGCACGGGUGGCGGCGCCGCGGGCAUGCACCAUUUCGCUUCAAACUGCAGCCUUUGGCUGCAUGUCGAAGCCCUGCGGCUGGGCGGCAUCAAGCAGGUCCGGCACCCGUACCCCCAUGCCGCGUGGUACGGGGGCCUGCGUGCGCAGCACGCCGCCGCAACUGUGGACCUUAUCACGAGCGUAUCGAA
This is a messenger RNA of Monoraphidium neglectum, 401 nucleotides long. RefSeq lists its product as hypothetical. Lineage: Eukaryota; Viridiplantae; Chlorophyta; Chlorophyceae; Sphaeropleales; Selenastraceae. The transcript has a single exon. The annotation marks the transcript as partial. The record is from RefSeq and is a predicted model, not a curated record.